CAAACCCACAACCCCCACAGCGACCCACGAUGCGUCUCGCCAGCGGUCACGUCGCCGUCCAGCUGGAAGGCGAAGAGUUAGCGAAGAUUCAGAGAGACUUUGAAGGUUACAGGAAGGGCCUGGUUCGCCUGACGCCCGGGGGUUGGGUGUUACCGGCGCCCUAUCCCAAGUACGCGGACAAGCUAUACAAUACGAAGUUCCGUGAGACUGACGUCGUCAUAAUGACGUACCCGAAGUGCGGAACGACGUGGACGCAGGAGGUCGUGUGGACCAUGAGGAACAACCCGAACCUCGACCACCCGAAGGCCAGCGCCCCGGUCAGCGUUCGUUCGCCUUUCAUCGAUUCCGACAUGCUCAUGGCAAUGGGGAAAGAGGGAACGACAAGUCUCAUGUCCGAGUUCCUCAAAGGCGCUGUUCCAGAUCCUGACCCCAACGAAGGCAUCGCCCUCCAGCUGACCGCCCACACACCUGAUCCUCGAACCAUCAAAACUCACCUGCCGUUCUCCCUCAUGACCCCUGACCUCCUCGAUACGGCCAAGGUGAUCUACGUGGCAAGGAAUCCCAAGGACGUGGUCUUGUCCUUCCUUCACCACACACGCUUCAUGAAAAAUAUAAGCUACGUGGGCUCCUUGGAACAAUUCGUCGACUAUUUCGUUAAUGACCAGUAUAUAAAAAGACUGGCAUUCCAACAGUUCCGUAAGACUGACGUCGUCAUAAUGACGUACCCGAAGUGCGGAACGACGUGGACGCAGGAGGUCGUGUGGACCAUGAGGAACAACCCGAACCUCGACCACCCGAAGGCCAGCGCCCCCGGUCAGCGUUCGUUCGCCUUUCAUCGAGUGAUCUACGUGGCAAGGAAUCCCAAGGACGUGGUCUUGUCCUUCCUUCACCACACACGCUUCAUGAAAAAUAUAAGCUACGUGGGCUCCUUGGAACAAUUCGUCGACUAUUUCGUUAAUGACCAGUAUAUAAAAAGACUGGCAUUCCAACAGUUCCGUAAGACUGACGUCGUCAUAAUGACGUACCCGAAGUGCGGAACGACGUGGACGCAGGAGGUCGUGUGGACCAUGAGGAACAACCCGAACCUCGACCACCCGAAGGCCAGCGCCCCGGUCAGCGUUCGAUUACAUAUACUCCUCGAUACGGCCAAGGUGAUCUACGUGGCAAGGAAUCCCAAGGACGUGGUCUUGUCCUUCCUUCACCACACACGCUUCAUGAAAAAUAUAAGCUACGUGGGCUCCUUGGAACAAUUCGUCGACUAUUUCGUUAAUGACCAGUUGAUCUACGGGCCGUACUGGGAGCACCUUCGCGAGGCCUGGCCCAGGAGGGAUCACCCCAACAUGCACUUCGUCUUUUACGAAGACAUGAAGGCGGACCCCAUGGCGGAGCUGAGGAAACUGAACCAAUUCCUUAGAACUGAUCUGACGGAGGAACAGCUGGAGAAGAUCGUUCAGUACACCAGCUUCGAGGAGAUGAAAAAGCACGAGCAGGAUGCAUUGCAAGGGAAGAACAUGGCCACGUUUGUUAAUGAAGAAGUGGUAAAGAAAGACGGAGGAUUUUACAGGAAAGGCGAAGCUGGUGGGUGGAAGGACCGCCUCACGGAUAUGCAGGCAGCCAAAAUAGAUGCAUGGACGAAGAAGAACACGUUGGAUCUCGGAAUCACCUUCAAAUAUUCAAUUUAGUGUUCUAGAUGUGUGGAAUACAGUUAUAGGCUUAUUCGCUCUCUCUGGCUCUGGUUCUGUCUCUCUCUCUUUCUCUUUCGCUUUCUCUCUCUCUCUCUCUCUCUCUCUCUCUCUCUCUCUCUCUCUCUCUCUCUCUCUCUCUCUCUCUCUCUCUCUCUCUCUCUCUCUCUCUCUCUCACACACACACACACACACACACACACACACACACACACACACACACACACACACACACACACACACACACACCCUCCCUCCCUCCCUUUCUUUCUCUCAAAAUCAUUCUCUCAUACUCUGACAAAGGGCAUAUCCAGAGAUGUAUUUAUCUGGUUCUUUCUGUAAGUACCCUUAUCCUGUCCCCUAACUGAUUGUGUAUUUUGUUCCAUAUUACGACUUCCCUCUUAGCAAAGGGCGUCUCUUAGAGACCUUGUUAUUUCAGUGAUAAUGUUUGUUUAUUUUCUUUCCGUUUAUGGCUGCUACUAAUAAACCCGAUGAGUGGUAAUAAUAUAAA
Penaeus indicus is the source of this 2193-nucleotide messenger RNA. Its product is annotated as luciferin sulfotransferase-like. Bases 30 to 1682 code for a protein of 550 amino acids. Gene Ontology annotation, molecular function: sulfotransferase activity. Gene Ontology annotation, cellular component: cytoplasm. The record is from RefSeq and is a predicted model, not a curated record. The transcript is spliced from 12 exons. NCBI's taxonomy places the organism in Eukaryota, Metazoa, Arthropoda, Malacostraca, Decapoda, Penaeidae. Gene Ontology annotation, biological process: sulfation.